AUGGCGGCCCCCAGGAAGGUCCUCAUGCUCUGCGGCGACUACAUGGAGGACUACGAGGCCGCCGUCCCGCUCUACGCCCUCGCCGCCCUCGGCAUCACCGUCGACUGCGCCGCGCCCGGCAAGAGCCCCGGCGACUCCUGCCUCACCGCCGUCCACGACUUCCUCGGCUUCGAGCUCUACACGGAGCUCACGGGCCACCGGUUCACGAUAACCGCCGACUUCGCGGCGGCGUCAGCGGACCCGUCUUGCUACGACGCGCUCGUGAUCCCGGGCGGGCGGUUCACGGAGCAGCUCAGCGCGGACGCGGCCGUCGUGGACCUCGUCGCGGCGUUCGCGGCGCUGCGGAGGCCCCUGGUGCUCACGUGCCACAGCCAGCUCCUGCUCGCCGCGGCCGGCGGGCUCAGCGGCGGGGUGCGCUGCACGGCGUUCUUCAGCUUGCGGCACGUCGUGGAGAUGGCGGGGGGCACGUGGGUGGAUCCGGAACCCUUCGAGCUUUGCGUCGCCGACGGGCACGUGCUCUCCGCCAUCGGAUGGCCCGCGCACGCCCAGAUCGUCGCCAAGCUCCUCCACGCCAUGGGCGCGCGCGUCGUCGUCGACGCCGGACGCGGCGGCGGCCGGCGCGUCCUCGUCCUCUGCGCCGACUACGUCGACGACUACGAGGCGAACGUGCCGUUCCGGGCGCUGGCGGGCGUGGGCUGCCACGUCGAAUCCGCGUGCCCGACCAAGCGCAAGGGCGAGUCCGUCGUCACGGCGAUCUACGACGCCGGCGCGCCGGCCCCGCCGGGCGCCACGGUCACGGUCAGCGAGGAGAGGCGGGGCCACAACUUCGUCGUGACCGCCGACUGGGCCGACACCAGCGCCGACGACUACGACUGCGUCGUCGUGCCCGGCGGCCGCGCGCCGGAGCUGCUGGUGACGCACGACAGGGCGGUGGCGCUCGUGAAGGAGUUCGCGGACAAGGGCAAGGUGGUGGCCAGCAUCGGGCAGGGCCACCUGCUCCUCGCCGCGGCGGGGCUGCUCAGGGGCAAGAAGUGCGCCAGCGGGGUGCCCAUGCGGGUCGUCUCCAGGCUGGCUGGCGCCGAGGCCGUGGAGGCCGAGGGGGCGGUCGUUGAUGGCAAGCUCGUGACGGCGGCGAGCUGGAUGGACCUUGCGCAGUUCGUGGCUCGCGUCCUUGACCUCCUCGGCAUCUCCGUCUCGUUCUGA
Molecule: messenger RNA, 1203 nt
Organism: Miscanthus lutarioriparius
Lineage: Eukaryota; Viridiplantae; Streptophyta; Magnoliopsida; Poales; Poaceae
Source: the annotation of a GenBank genome assembly